Monascus purpureus is the source of this 2720-nucleotide messenger RNA. The record is from the annotation of a GenBank genome assembly. Lineage: Eukaryota; Fungi; Ascomycota; Eurotiomycetes; Eurotiales; Aspergillaceae.
AGAUAACCAUCACACCACCUCAUUUUCAUAGAAUUACAGAAUAUGACAUUCUUCUCACGAUCCAAACUAUAGAACAAACCAAAACAAGUCCCUAUCAGAAAAUGCCAAAACGCAAGCUCUCCGAACUGAGCGAUACAGCUCACGCAGAGCCGUCACACCAGAACCGCAAACUGCACAUCCAAACAGAACGACUGACACAGAAAUUCAACCAUGGGGGUUUCACUCUGUUCCGCGCGCUGAAGACGGCUCGGGGCUUCGAGCGACAGAAAUUGGGCAGGAGGCAGAAAACUGCCAAGGCGCAGGGGGAUAAUCAGGCUCUGGAACGGAUAGAGAAGGAGAUUGCGGCUUUGAAGGAACUUGACCUUCACCGGACAGCCGAGAAGCAUCUACUCAAACAGCUCAUUAAAACGAAACGCAUCGCCGAGUCCCCCGUUUUCGUGCAGUUCAAGGAAGGAGGAAAAGGAAGGAAGAUCUCCACCGAAGGACCUAAGGAUACAGCGGAAGCGAAUGUUACGGCACGCUUGUUCAAAUCGAAUCCGAUCAAGAAUGUACUGCCUGACAUCCUUGGAGAGAUUAGAAAGCUGCUUGGGGUGGAUGGUGUUGCUCCAGCCCGGGGAGGAUCUGGAGAUAAUGACAAUGAGCGUAAUACAUCUCAAUCUCAAGGGGGGAAGAGCACAAAGGCAGAGAGCAUUGGAAGCGAAAAGCGGGAUGGCGGCGCGAUAACUUCUACGAAAGACCACGAUUCAGCGUCUCGGUCAGGAGAGGAUGUCGAUAUGGAUGACUCAGACGCAGACAGCGAGAGCGUGGACUACGCACAGUUCGAUGCCCGACUCGCCUCCUCGGAUGAAGAAUCAGAAGGGGAAGAGGAAGAGGAAGACGCAAGAGCAGUAUCAGAAGAUGGCAUUGCACUAUCCGAAGCCGACGACCCAUCAACACGCACAUCUCAAUCCCCAUCACCAAAGAAAUCAAAGAUGAAAUCCACCGAACUCCCCAAGUCAACCACAUUCCUCCCCUCUCUGAUGAUGGGCGGCUACUGGUCCGGUUCGGAGUCGCCCUCGGAAGACGAAGAGCAACCGCGCCGCAAGAACCGAAUGGGCCAACAAGCCCGUCGAGCCCUCUGGGAGAAGAAGUACGGAUCUCGCGCAAAUCAUCUACAGAAGGAGAAGCAGAAACAGGCGAAAUCAAGAAAUAGUAGAGAUAGCGGCUGGGAUUUGAGGAAAGGUGCCACAGAUCCUAGUGAUGGGGAUGGUAGAGGGAAAUGGGAACGAGGGGGUGGUGGUAAACCCCAACGUCGUGAUGUUGCAAGGGGUUCUGGGGCCGUUGAUUCCAAGAGGAAAGACAAGGCCCAGACAGACAAUAAGCCCCUGCAUCCUUCUUGGGAGGCUGCGAGGAAAGCAAAGGAGCAGGCAACUCAGGCGUCGUUUCAGGGAAAGAAGAUUACCUUUGAUUAGUCUUAUGAUUUAUGUCUCAAAAUAUGUCUAUACAUGCAACAGGGAUUCUACCCAGGAGGAAGAUGUCUUCCCAGAAGUCCUCACCUCUCCUCGCCUGUAUAAUAACGUCCAGCGUCAUAGCAAGGAUAGUGACAACGCAUCUGUUAGCAUUCACGUAGAGCAAACCCUAAAACCCAUCAACAUCCAUCCCUAACCCCUUCUCCUGCGCAAGAUCCAGCAACUUCUUCGCAAUAACCAAAUCCAUAAUCCCCAUCCCCACACACUUAAAGACAACAUUACACCCAUCCGGAACAUCAACAGUCCCCGAUAGGCCCAAACGACCGAAAAGCCCCCCGAUCUCAACCAACUGAUCCUCCUUGACCUGUGCACUGAUCAGCUCCCCGGACUCCUCCAAGCAAGCCUCCGCGGAGUCCACAUAGAUCUUCUUCCCCGCACCGGAAAGAAGGGUAUCGGUAUCGAUCUCCUUCAUAUGCGGCUUAUAGGAACCGAUAAGAGAGAUGAAGCGCCGCUUCUGCGCUCCUCCUUCUCCCCCGACGAGAUAGGAAUAAGGGAAAUUCGGCUCCGUAGCGGGCGUGCAACUAAAGAUGACAUCGGAAGCGGCCAGUGCAGACUUGAGUCUCUCAUCGUAAUCGGACGUGCCCUCCUUCGCAAGCGCCUCAACGACCAAACCCGGGUACUUCGAUCUCAGGUCCUGAAAGACUUCCUUCUCCAUGCUUUCCAACCGUUUCCGGCCACGGUUGAUGACCGUGAUCCGUUUAAUGCCGCCCGGAACAAGCAGCAACGCCAGCCGGGCGUGCCACUCCGCCUGUCGUCCCGAGCCGAAAAUGACGAUAUUUUCUUUCUCCAGUGACUCGCACCGAACGAACAGCGUCAUCACGGCCAACGCAGUCCGGAAAGCAGUGACUUCGGCGGCGCUCAGGAGGCCGAGGAGCCUGCCAUCGGGAGAAAACACGUUGAUUACCCCGAUAAUGCCAUCGCGCGAGGCGGUUACGACCUUGAUGCCCGUGCUGGACGUGUUGGCGACGGGCAUAAAGAGGGACAGGUUCUUGUCUUUGGUUACGAUGUGAGUUCUGAGGGGCUGCCGGAUUUGUCUUUCUGGCUCGGGGAGUGUGGACUCGGCGGACAGUGUCACCAGAGAUGAGGAGAGUGCCUCGAGGAAGUCAUGGCUUAGUUCUGGUGUUAACUGGCGGAGAAGCCGGUAGAGCUCCGGUUCGGGGAGAAGAUGCAUGUUGCAUGAAUACGUAUGAAUAUGGUCUGGCGAUAUCUCAC